GGCGGGCUCGGCGAAAAGGGGAGGAAAAGGAUCUGGGUUAUUUGUACAGUAAUCAGUAGAGGAGGGGGGGAAGAAAAGUUGUUCCACCGCUGAGGCGGUUGUAAUGUUUGUAGUGGAGCUAGAACGCUGUUUGCCAAUCACAUCUAGGGUAUUGUUACUGUCCUACACCCUGAAGGAAGAGGAGUUCAAACCUGAGCACGUGUAGAAAAGAGCUGACCCUAUACGAGGAAGCUGGAAAGCUCUUCUAGUCUCAGAAAACAAAAAGAGACUUAGCCUGUUUCGACAAAAAACAAAAACUGAGCAAGAAUAUGGGCAAGUUUCUUCUAUUUAUUUUUCUCCGUCAGCGCACUGUUGGCAUAAAUUACAGGAAACGAGGAGAGAUGUUUAAAUUAAAGGAUAACACUGACACAAGAAGAAGAUCUAAGGCAUCUUUUGUCAGAUGAGAUUGUCAUCCCUUCAGAGCACAGCACCUGAGAGCAGGCAGAAUGGAACCGACUCGUUUCAAGAAGGAGCUAGAUAAGGAAAUCCAUAACGUGGUUGUCUGUGGAGUUACAGAGCUAAACUUGAGGAUCCAGGACAUCUCUUUGAACAGUUUUUUUGUUGUUUUUUUUUUUUUCCAGGUCUUCUGAAACAAGAAAUAGAAAUGGGGAACUCGAAAAGGAGCAAUAGGAGAAAUGACGGAGGCAGAACCACCAGUAAGGAAGUGUCGCACUUGGAGGUUAAAGCAGUGAAUGGUCUCCCCCUUUAAAGUGACAGUUUCAGCUGCACUUCUGCCUAAAAAUGUUACUGUCUGAUGGCAGUAACUGGUUAUUUGGACAGCUGUCUCACAGACAAACAUCAGUUAGAAGAUAUUGAAAAAAAUAUUGUUUGUAAUAUUUAUUAGAUAUCAAUGAAUGCAAAGAAACUUGUAGCACACAGUAGUGUUACAGGUGUUAAAAUAUUACUGAACGAUUCACACUUUAUUUGCUUAAAAGUUUCUGUUUCACGGAACUGUUUGUAAAAACAAAGGGGCGCCUCAACUAUAUCUUAAAGAUUGAACACCUGAGAUGUUUUCUGCCUCUCCUGCUUUGCAGACGUUGACCACGCUUCAGUGGAAGUGCAGCACUCAGUGCAGCGUGUGUAAAACUCCUGACAGUACACCUGCUCUUGGCAAUUGCUGCCCACUGGUCCUACAGAAAGGCCAGAGGGACGAGAUCUUGACAUGCCAUUUAAAAACUGCCAGUUCAGACUUGUGUAGGUCGCAGGCAGAGAGAGGAAUGCACCUUUGAGUAAUGGACACCUGGGAGAUUGGGCCCAUAUCCCCCCAGAAGGAGCCAGCAUUCUGCUCUCCGUGUCUGUGUCGUGGAUUGCUGCACGAUGUGGAUGGAAAAUGUGGAAACACAGCCCCACUGGCAAGAUGAGAUUAAGGGCAGGGGCAAUUGCAUGAGCACUGUGGCUGCUGAGGUUAUUCUGACUCUGUCCCAGGGUACAGCCAUGAUGUACAUACACUUAGGCAGGGCUAACUUUACUUUUGGGACACACUGUGGAAGUUGUUUCAAAGGGAGGGUGGAGAAGAAGGACCAAACAAAUCAUUGAAUGGUACUAUAACAGAGGAAAAGAGGAGUCUGGGACCACCAAGUGAGAGGUUUUGCCUUUUUUUUCCCUCAGUUCUCUCGCCCAUCCCACUGCCAGGGGGGUCAAGUGAACAACUGCAUGGUGCAGAGCUGCUUGCUGGUUAAAUCACAACAGUCCUUUAGAUCAUAGAACUAGAGAAUUAUAGAUUAGAGGAUCAUAGAAUGGCUUGGAUUGAAAGGGACCUCAAAGAUUGACAUAUCUGACCCCAGCGUGUUAAAACAAAAUUGUUAUAUAUAUUUUUAGUUUAGUAGUUACUCGUUGGUUUUUUUGUUGUUUUUAAUCAGACCUGUGCUUGUUCUCAGAGUUGUGUUAUGUAGUACCUUACUGUCUAUCUAUGUUCCUGUUGUGCUGUUAAUCACCUUUGUGGGCUGGAUUAAGGUUAUCACUGUUGUACUUUGCAAACCUAUGUUAUUAUAUGAUAAAAGUACAAACUGUGAGACUAACCUGGUGUACAUACUCAACACUGCCAUCAUCUCUGUACUUUGGGAACCAUCUCUCUGAAACAUGAACAAUUACACUCUUCACCUUUUCUUAGCAGGGAACCAAUCUGUGAGAGAGACAAGGGGAAACACUUUCCCCUGCUUCUUCACCUUCCCCUUCCACUCCAACCAAGUUACAAUAGUUCUUGAGAAUUUUGAAUAUACUCCAGAUUUUCAAACCAACAUGUUCCUAUUGCUGUGUCUCCUGAAUGUGCUCCAGGUUUUAAGAUUAAGCAACUAUUUAAGUAUAUCACCCAGAGAUCUGCCCUAAGACUGGAUAGUUGUGAGUAGUAGAGUGUGGGAGGAUACAGGCAGGCACCUAGAAAAAUAGGCACCUCCAGUGCCUUGGAACUUCAGCCCUAAGUAAGUAAGUGCAGAAUCUCAAAAAAAUAGUAAAAUAUUUGAAAAAGAUAUGCCAUCCCCUGUCAGUUCCAAAAAGAAACUGCAACAUGCUAGGUUUAGGUCUAUGCCUAUCAAGCUGCACUCAUCCAAAAUCAUAAACAGCACCACAUUAGCUACCAGGAAAAGAAAAUUGACUCUACCCUCAUCUGAAACCAGGACAAGGAGUAAAAGCGAGCGCUGUGCCUCUUUUCACCACUCGACAGAUCUGAACCUCAUGACAGGCAAAAAAAGUGGCUGCACCAAGAUCACCCCAUAAACUUCCAUGUCAUCAGUUGUAACAAAUCUUGGAAUAAAGGGAGAUUAUGGGAAGACAUGUUACCUCUGUCUACACUGGAUUGGAUUUCGGUUAUGAAUGCAAGUUAUAGCCUGGCUAUAAGUAAGAGACUGGAAUAGAAAUCUGGAGUUAGUUACAAUUCCUCUUUUGCAGUUCAAAUUCCACUUGUUGCGUGACAGCCAGCAUAAAACAGAGUUGUGAGACGGGUUUCACAUUGGGCCAGGCAUUUGAUUUUAAGAGGCAAGAGGUUCUUCAGAUGUUUCACACAAGGCCUGUAAGGAAUUAUUUGGUCUGGAUUUGGUUUUACCUUACAGCUAGAAGCAUUGCCAGUCUGGCAAUUUUAUAAUAAAAAGUUUCCCAGAAAUAUAAAACCUGCGACAUUAAAAAUGUGCUUACAGUUUGAAUCCUAAAUGAGAAGCCUCAAUUUGGAAAGAGUUAAAGCCUAGCAGUGUUUGCUUUAUUCUGCAAGUCAACCUCAGUGUCACUUAUGUAGAUGCAGUCAUGUAGCAGAUCUUACAAGCAAGCUGAUUUAACCUGCCAGCAGAUUUUUCUUGUGGCUCAGCUCAGAUGAAGAAAGAACCCUGCUUGUUGUGAGCAGCUGGGAAUCUCACAGUGAACGAAGGGUCCUCGCAGCCCUGCUUUAAUCUCCAAGAAGGUGAUUCACACACUGGUGCCAGAGGCUUCCCAGAUAAACACCCCGUCAGGCUUCCUUUCCUCACCACGCUACUUUGAGGUGCAAGGAUAGCAGAAAUCUUGAGAAAAAGCGUAGGUGCUGGAUCUUCCUGCAGCGACUGAUCUCACUUCUACCUCAAACCCCCCCUCGGGCCGCGGCUGCUCCAGCCUGCCACCGUUGGCUGCCACACCGCCAGCCCGCGUUGAGGGUCCGCCAUCUUGGGACCGGCGACGGCCGCCGGAAGCCGCCAUCUUGUGGGCGGGGCCGCGACCGGCGUCGGGGUGGCGGAAUGGUGCCGGUGCUGCCGGGGCUUUACGUGGGCGGCGCGGAGUCGUGCUCGUCCUCGAAGGCGCUGGCGGCGGCCGGGGUGAUGGCGGUGCUGACGGUGGACGCGGAGGAGCCGCCUCCGGUGCCGGGUGUGCAGGCCUUGUACAUUCGGGCGCUGGACGAGCCCGGCGCCGACCUUCUGAGCCGCCUGGACGAGUGCGCUGCCUUCAUCGGCGCGGCGCGGGCGGGCGGCGGGGCCGUCCUCGUGCGGUGCCAGGCCGGAGUGAGCCGCAGCGUGGCCGUGGUAACCGCGUACCUGAUGAAGAGCCAGGGGCUCGGCUGGGAGGAAGCCUACGCCGCCGUCAGGGCCGCCAAACCUGACGCAGAGGUGAACCCCGGCUUCCAGAGGCAGCUGAAGCUCUACGAGGCCAUGGGCUGUGCCGUGGACAGCAGCAGCGCCCUGUACAAGCAGCAUCGCUUGCAGGUGCUCACGGAGAGGUUCUCCGAACUUCAAGACUUACCACAAGAAGUCUUUGCUGUUGAUCCAACCAAUGCACAUCAGAGUCCAAACACAGAAGUUCUCUAUAGAUGCAGGAAAUGCAGGCGCGCUUUGUUCCGUAGUUCCAGCAUUUUGUCCCACAUGGAAGGAAGUGGACCAACAGCCUUUGCUCACAAGAGAAUAACGGAGUCUGUGCAUCUUCGUGGCAGUGGCCCUGAUAAGUGCACCUCUUACUUCAUUGAGCCCGUGCAGUGGAUGGAGCCAGCACUGCUAGGAGUAACGGAAGGACAGCUUUUGUGUCCCAAAUGCACAUCUAAGCUGGGUUCCUUUAGCUGGUGGGGUGAGCAGUGUUCUUGCGGCCACUGGGUGACACCUGCCUUCCAGAUACACAAAAGUCGAGUGGAUGAAGCGAGAACUCUGUCAGUUGGUAACUUCCACACUACCAAAACCUGAACUCCUUGCCUUUUUCAAUGGAUCUCUAAAUGACCACAGAGAAAUCCCAAGUACUGUGGGUUUGCCAGGACAGAGCUUGAGACUUCCAUCCCUUUGUAAGCAGAAGAAUUACUUGAGCGCCUGAUCUAUUUCUGCUUUCAGUAUAUCUAAAACACAGGAUUAUACAUUCAUAUAUAUAUAUAUAUAUGCACAUUUACAUAUAAAAUAAAUGCAUGUAUAUAAGGAUAGUAAAGCAUGUCCAUCAAAGAUGUGUUAAGCAGUGGUCAAAGAUGUACAAAAAUGCCUGAACAUGAUGUUUAUAGCAACAGACUGAAUAAAAAUGUUAUUUACAAAUUCUAAUCCUUAUCUAAAAAAGAAAUGCUAUCAUGUUAGUUUUAGGUUGUGGACAACAGUACUAUUUGUCUUCUGCUACAGAAGUUCAUCUGGUAUACAGGGAAGGGAAAGAUUGUAAGGCUCAGUGAAGCAACAUAACACAGCACCGUUACCAUUGUUGGAUUAGCACUGAAAAGCAAGAUGCAUUUAUACUUUUCUUACGCUGAAGUUCCAAAAAUCUAUCCCAAGAGCAUAUCCUACAGUGUAAUUCUUCAUGUAAUGCCUGAGGAGAUUAUGUAAGCUGUACUGAAAUGGAGGACCUGAGGUGAAGUACCCUGCUAAGUUGUCUAUCCCAGUUUAAAGAGAUCCCAAAAUGAUGAAUUAAGAUUUCAAGCUUUGCUCAUGGUCGUCAGUGUAUGCCACUCUAGCACACAGUUUUGGUUUGACAUCAGAAAAGAGGACAGGUAAGAUCUACGUUAAAUCCAUUUUAUUCUCAUUGACUCCCAACAGUUUUUUAAAUGUUUUUUUUGUUUGUUUGUUUGUUUUUUACACAAUUUCCAGCAACAUACAUUAUGAAAUAUACAAGAAAUUAGGUGGUUGGGUUCUGCCCAUCUUUUCAUUCCUCCCACAGCUGUGGAGGGAAGACUUGCAGUACACAGUGAACAUCAGAAUCUCAACACUGAAAACUGAGACACAAAACAAAAGAGACAAAAAUAUAUAUGAAACUGUUUGAACUGGUCACACUUCAGGGCCAGGUACAGCACAAUAAAUAUUAGAACUGUAUUAUCUUAGACAUCUUCUGUAAAGUUUAUAACAUCCUCUAUUUAAAGAGAUAAGAACAUCUGUUUUCUAGCAUGAAAUGCUACAUAGUACAGUGGUGAAGGGUACAAACAAUGAGGAAUCCAGCAGGGGCUCAAAUGGUGACUACUCAUUCACACAUGCUCAUUGUUAAGUAAGCAGCAUACACUGAAAGUUUGGUGAACUGUAAACUUAACUGUUCACUACCAGAAUAUCAGCUGGAAUAGUAGUUUAUUUUGGGAGAGCUGAACACAGUAAAUCCACUUAAGUUUCAACUGAGCUCUCCAUGGCAAACAGCGAGUUGAUUUCAUAAUGGAAGUGGCAGCAUUUGGUCCUUAGCGCCAAGAUACCUUUUCACCAUUGCCGUUCAAAGCUGGCAGCUGGUGGAAAAAAACACUUCAGUGUGGAAUUAAUGCAAAGCCCUGCCACUACCAGUGGCAUCUCCAACUGUUACUGUUUCAUGACCAUAACAAGUCUAGAUGUCAGCUGGCACCCAGCUGGGCAUUACAGUGUUGCACAACAAAGAAGUAUUAGAUGUCAUCAGAUACAAGAGAGUCAAAGACCAACAAGUAUGGCAGCAUCUUCAUCUCUCUCUGCAGCAAUGAUAGGAGUGCUGGCGCUUGAAUUUUGACAGAAAAGCUGCUCUACACUCAUUUCUCAUCUCAUACUAGUUUAGUCAACAAGCCCAAGACACAGCAGAGUUUCAGUUGCUUGACAGACUGUGCUUCCAGAGCAUGGUGCAGAAGUCACUAGCUUCUCUUGCAUCAUAAUCAAGAAGGCAGAAGUAAAUACAUUUUGUACUGUCAAUCUUUCCCCUCUUUAACCCCCCACCCCCAGAAGUUUAGCAUCUCAGAAUCUUUCUACACAAGAAAUGAGGACCAUCUGUGCCACUGCCAAACAGG
Messenger RNA from Phasianus colchicus (ring-necked pheasant), 6673 nucleotides. Lineage: Eukaryota; Metazoa; Chordata; Aves; Galliformes; Phasianidae. The record is from RefSeq and is a predicted model, not a curated record.